This is a messenger RNA of Phasianus colchicus (ring-necked pheasant), 7865 nucleotides long. RefSeq names its product ARF like GTPase 5A (gene ARL5A). Lineage: Eukaryota; Metazoa; Chordata; Aves; Galliformes; Phasianidae. Gene Ontology annotation, molecular function: GTP binding; GTPase activity. The record is from RefSeq and is a predicted model, not a curated record.
CCAUGCAUCCCAAAGUGUCCAAGUGAGAAACAGCAGCACGGCUGCCGGUUGCUUGGGGUCAUCAUCUAUGUGUCCAGAGAGCUCAGUGCAACCUCAGUGCUGAAGGAACACUUGUGUGUUCCAGGCCCUUCAGCCUGCAGCACUGAAACUCUGCUCAUAGCAACCAGCGCUGCCCUGCGUGGGGUGGGACUGCUGACCUGAGAGCACAAAGUAAUCAUUGUUGGUCUGGAUAAUGCAGGAAAAACUACCAUUCUUUAUCAAUUCUCAAUGAAUGAAGUGGUGCACACCUCACCUACGAUAGGCAGCAACGUGGAAGAGAUCGUGGUUAACAACACGCGCUUUCUGAUGUGGGAUAUUGGAGGGCAGGAGUCCCUGCGGUCCUCGUGGAACACCUACUACACCAACACCGAGUUUGUAAUAGUUGUUGUGGACAGCACAGACAGAGAGAGGAUUUCCGUGACUAAAGAAGAACUGUACAAGAUGUUAGCACAUGAGGACUUGAAGAAAGCAGGUUUGCUGAUCUUUGCUAACAAGCAAGAUGUUAAAGAGUGUAUGACAGUGGCUGAAAUCUCUCAAUUUCUGAAGCUGACUUCAAUUAAGGAUCACCAGUGGCACAUUCAGGCGUGCUGUGCUCUAACUGGAGAGGGACUCUGCCAAGGACUCGAAUGGAUGAUGUCAAGACUAAAGAUCAGAUGAUUUUUAAUGACCCCUUUGCACAGACACUGCUUUAAAAAAAAAAAAAAAAAAAAGCUGUACCUGUGGUUACCUUCACAGUGGCAGAAUUGCUGGGUUAGGUGUAUUUAUAAUGAACUGAUUUCAACUUUAUUUUCUACGUAGAUACAUACACACAUGUAUAUAAAUUCAGACCGUUCAGCAAAAAGAAAAAUGCAGGUGAUGGCUCAAGUUUGUUUUCCUGGUUGUUUUCCUCUGGAGACGCAUGUAAAAGUGGUGAUCCACCUUCCUUCCAAGAUACAGCCACUGACAACAGUCUGAUGCUGAGUGUGGUGAAGAUGAAACAAGAGAAAGAACUUAUGCUUUGGGGUUUUAUUAUUACAUUGUAGUCCUCUCUAGUCGAAGAUGUGGCUUCAUUAUUUCAGUAAAUUAGCAAACAAAUCAAUGGCAUAGAUAUCAACUUUCCAGUAUUUUUAAAGUUACUGAUGUUACAAAUGCAAAACUAUUUUCCUGUAUGUGUACUGUACAUAUUUGUGUAUAUUUAUACCUCAAUUUUAGGUUAAUAGCAAUCUCUUCAGACCAGUGUGUAAAGCUGAAUCAGUAUGUUGACAGCAGUACUAAUAUUUCACAUUGCCAACUUCUUUUCCUUCAUUACCUGUGUGGCUGUAAUGUCCAUCAGACAGUUGGCUCACCACAACUUUAUAAAGCAAGUUCUCUCUUAAGAAAACUGCUUGUUUCUCACAUGAUUUUUCAGUUUGAUUUUUCAUAGUGGGUUGGGGCAUACGGAUUCACCUUCAAAUUACAGUAUCAGCAAACAGUAAAAAUUUGCCAAAGAGUUUUGAAACAAAUUUUCUUUUAAUCAUCAUUGGAUUAGAUGAUUCCAAAAGAUGCAUGUCACGAUGUUCUAUGCUACUGCUUUACUUUUUUGGCAGCACAUGUUCAUUUGUGAUUCGAGACUUGUAGAACUACCUUUAGCUCUCAUAAAGGGAAAAAGUUGGUGUUUUUUUUUUUCCUUAACCAAAGAGGAGAGAUGGAAGUAUGUUUAAAAGUCCCACUGGAAUCUUACAAACUAGACGUAUGCCGUAGUGUUUUUCAGAGGCAGAGGUACUCUUCUUUGAUAGCAUCAAAUGUAAUAUAUAUAUCUAUAUGCAGUGGUUGGAAUUGGGAUGGGGAAGGGGAGUGAAGUAGAAGACACUACUUGAAAAGCUGUGAGUGACCCCUUGAUCAUGUUCCCACAGAAGUUCCAGGGCAGCACUUGCUGUGAAUAUAACUCCCUUGCACGGUCCCCAGGUGAGUUAUAAGAAAGUGUCAAACACUGUGAUUGUCUUUUCUUCCUGUAGUAUUUCACGGGUUGGUUGUUCUGUACUGAGGCUCAGAAUUACCAUGUUAAAGGAUAGAGGCUCUUCAGUGGGACUGCAGUUGGAUGAUUUGAAAUAUUACCAGUGUUUAAAAAGGAUACAUAGCCUUAACUGCAGGCUUUUGUGUUGGGGUUCUGUGUUGGAAGACUAUAGUAAAAUGAAAUAAAACUUUGUUUAAUACACCCUGCCCUUUCUUAGCUCAUACAACUGAUAAGGAUGGAAAAGACAUUUUACAGAACAAGCUUGAAUUGAACUUUCUAAUGUGCUCAUCUUUGGUUAUGGGGUAAUGUAGUCAGUGCACCUGCUCUGCAUUUGCCUGCCUCACUGGGGAUCAUGUUGUGAAUGUGUGGGAAAAGAAGGGAGGCGAUUUCAAAGGUCUGUAUUUAACAAAGGCAGGUAAAGAAUUUAACUCCUUAAUAUAUUUCUGGUAUCGCUUUAUGAUGCUCACUGGCUAGGGAACCUGCUGUCUUUGUUAAGCAUUUUAACGUGUACAUGCAUAUCUUUCUGGUGCAUGCACAUAGAUAUUGGUAUGUAACUGGUGUGUUGCAAAAUGUUUGAAGAAAUAACAAUUUAAUGCAAAGAUGACUUUCUUGGUUUAUUUGAUGGUAUCUUUGGGAAUCAAGCUCUGUGCACUUUUGCAUAUAAAAUGGAAGUGUAUGUAUUCUAGUCCUAAAGAAAAAGCAGACAUGCUUACAAACCUACGGAUCUGGUUUCUGAAUCUUCUGUCUUCCCUUUCAUGCCUUCAAAAUAUUUUGCUUUAGUGUCUUUCAGUACUGUACACUGUUGCCUGAAUCUGUAAGGGUUGUGUGUUAGUUUUUUCGUUGGUUUUCCAAGACAAGAAGUUCUUUCUGUUAAUGGAGGAAGUAUCAUGGAGCAGUUUCUGUCUGGCUACUUCUUGAUGGAAUUUGCUGCUGACUCCUUCACUUAAAUUAGUAGGACAGUGUCCAGAUAAUAAAAGCGUGGUAUUCUUUUCCAGGUGUAGCAUAUGUUGUAACCAGACUCCUUAUAUUUACAUUGACUCUCCUUCUCCCCCUCAGUAUCCUGGCUACUUCCACUUUGUGUGCCCGCAAAGGUACUGCAUGCUUUGCUUCAUCUCUGUCUUGCAAGUGGCAGCUGACCCCAGCAGGGAGCUGAGAGUAACUGCACACAUGAGAUCUGCCUUUUAAACCAGUGUCUGGUGUCCUUAUGAGCUUGUAAUCUGAAAAGUAAGUAGUUGGAUUGCAAACAGUACAGCCUUAACCCAGCUAUGAAAGCAUUAAUAGAUCACAUAGAAUCAUGAGGUUUCUUUUCUAUCUCUUUCUGAUGCCACUGCAUUUAGAGGGAAGAUUUACUAAAAUACAGUGGUGGCAGUGCUUACUGAAGCAUCACAUGUCUGUAGCAUUCUUCAGCAGUGUUCAGGAAGCAAAAGCAGAUGUGCCUUCCUUGUACAUGCUAGGUUUGCAGUCUGUAAGGACAGGUUUAUGUAGUAGCUGGGCAGCAGUUAUCUGCUCUUUGUGAGCAGAGGGAACUCUUCUGGGUUCUCACACACCCAGCAGUGGUUGUGAUCUCACUGAAAGUGCAGCAAAACUAGUGAAAGCAAAGGGCUGCAUUCCACUGUUACAGUGAAAGACUCUAUGGAAGUGUCUGUCUGCCAGAAGGCUCCUCGUGAGAACAAGUGUAUUUACUCACAUGCUGAGGAGAACAUGAGGUGGCUAUGCAUGUAUGUUCCCUCACAAUAGCAUUCUGGCUAUGUGAUGGUCUUUUCCUAGGCAUGCUGCCUUUUGAGUAAUGUUAAAAAAUAUUUUUCCAGUUAGUCAUGAAAUAGAAGGAAUCCUUAAAUUUGGUCAUAGAGGAGAAGAGAGGCCAAACUCCUGAAGCCCUUUUCAUGCACUUCUUGUUUACAGUGGUUUUCUUUUCCCUGGGGGACAACUCAUGGCUUUUUUGCACAGCUCUGCUCAUAGAAAAGCGAGUUAACUUUUCAUCUCAGCUGCAUAGAGUUUCUCACAGUUAUUAUUUGGAAGCAAUUGUCCUAAUGUGAGUUGUGACCUUGAUUUGUGUUGCAUCUGUUUCCCCCCUCUGCACUGUGUUGGAUUGCUUUCCCUUUGUUCUUCAUUGCUAGGAUAUUUUACAGAAGGUGGCAGGUGUCUUUUAAAAACGUGUUAUUGAGGUUUGUGCUAUAGAGCAACACCUGACCAGCAAACAAAACAGCAGUGCAGCAUGUUUCAGUGUUUGAGUAUCAAGGUGUUUCUUUUGGUUUAGCACAUGACAAAGUCGGCAUGUUGGCUGUACUCCGUGUUUUUCCUGUGAGCUGAAAAUCACACAGGUUUUUAAUUGUGAGGAAAGGUGGGAAAUCCUAACAUAGAUCUGCUUGGCCUCCCUUUUAAAAUUCUUUUUCUUAUUUCAGGGAGGAUUACUUUUUUUCUAUGCAUUAAAUAGUGUUCCCAGAUGUGUGUUCAUGUGUGAAUGCUGAUACCUGAUAGGCACCUACUACAGUCUAUGCAGCCCAAGUGCCUACAACUAAUGAACUGAUCAGUUUUUUCUUUGUGUGCUGAAUUUUCCAUUCACCUUAAAACAGACACAUAUCUAUGACAGUUCGUAAACGAGUGUUCUUCCAUUCCUAUGCCCCAGUUUUGUCAUGACUGGUGUUACAUUUUAGUUCUUGAAGCUUUCUAUCCUGUACAUGCCAAGCACUCUCCAUUUAUCACAUGGCUAGCUUUCUUUGUGAAAGGAAGCGAUCCAUUUGUCUGUGUAUCAGAUUUUUCUUCAAAGAACUGAGUUAAAAUAAAUUAAUCCGAGAAUACUUGGUCUUGUAAACCUCCUCAUUUAAGCAGUUCUUUUUAAUUGGCUAAUAAAACAUUAACUUUGCUACCGUCAGACUAAUUACAUCUGACAAGUAGUUUCUCAGCUAAUUCAAAUGAAUGUAGCAUUGAGCUUUUAAACAGUGCAUCACGGAGCAUUAUGGGAUAAGAACGAUGUGACGUUGUGAAGAAUAGCACUAAGAAAGGACAAUGUCUGUGCAUGUAGUCCUGGUGUUUUGCAGGUCAGUGCAGUGAGCAUGCAACAUGCAGAAAAUAAGGAAUUAGAAGUGGUUGCCACUAACUUGUUUUGCAUCGUUGCUUAGAAUCAUAAGCAGAAAUGGUUUUACUGCCUUACAGGGGUUUUUCUGGUUAACUUUUCUAUUGUACAAAAAGUGUUUUGGAAAUUCACAUUGGAUAGUGGUUGCUAUUUAUAAGAGGAUCAUCCCCAUAUAUCGUUCUCUAUCCUUUCAGGCCAGAUUUCUUCUGAGCAGAGACACAAGUUGGGUGUUUGGGUUGUUGGCUUUUUUAAGCUUUAUUUAUUUGUGAAAUUGGAAGACUUGUCUGCUACUGAAUUAAUACAGAAAAUGCUGCUUUCCCUUGAAGCUGUAAUUCAUUCUUUGCAAAUCAUCAUCAGCUCAGUGUUAUCUUGUUUAAAUGUUUCCUGUGUCAAGCACCAUGGAGGGCAGAACAGUCUCCUGCUGUUGAAGAUGUGCUCUUCUGCUAAGAGAAACAAACUCAGAUUGGGAAGGCUGAAAAAUGCAAGAACUGUGUGAUAGAGGAGGCUAGGUGAGCCAGGUCCAACUGUGUCCGUGCAGAGCUUGAUCUGAGUGCUUUCAGCAUGCCCUCCCCUGUUGUUACUGUGUGCUUUGCCAAAACCUUUUGUCCUGCAGCCUGGUCCCACCACGCAGGCUGUGAAUGAUGUGGUUUAUUUCUAUUACAUUCUCACUGGGUCUUUACAUUUUAGUUUUUGUGUGAAGUUGCAUCCAUAUGGGUAUGUAUCAAUGUUUCUAGGGUCGUAUUUACUUUGAUUGCUUGCAUUUUGUACUUCUCUUUCUUAAAAUUUUGUCUUGAAAGAAAUUCAUAAAAUCCAUGGCUAGCUCUGAUACUGCAAUAAAAUUUCAUUCCAGAACACAUGAAAUCAUUGCUUCAAAUUAAUAUGAGGAGUUAUGGGCUGGCUUGUCUUGGCUUGACACUUCUGUGUUUCAAAUAAAAGCAAAUCUAUUAGAGCGAUUUAGCUACAACUUUAUAAAGCUAUUUAGCAUAGCCACGUUCAGUUGUGAUUCUCUUGCAUAACUUUUUCUGAAGUUUUAUCAGAAUAUUCCUUGAAUUGUUUCCCCCUUUACCACCUCCUGUCAUUCUGGCUUGUGAAACCUCAAGCUGAGCUGGAAGGAGCUCAUCUUGUUCUUAUAGCUCUUGUUUGAAGGGGUGAAUCAUACACAGAUUUGCCCGUGGGGCACACACAGGUAAGAGGCUGUGUACAAUCACACACACAUUUAUUUAUGACCUCACAACUGCUAUCCUUGGGAAAACUACCAGUCCUUACUGUUCUAAGAUGAAAACACUGGUCAAAACUUUGCUGUUUGCGUUUUACCUUUUGCGUGUGUGGAUGGGAAACUUCUCAGAGCAAAUGUAUGAUUUCCCACACGGUUAUAAGGGUUUAUCCAGGCAUCAUGUGGUAUGGAGAACUGUUUGGCAAAGCUGUGCUGAUGGGGUUUAUGCUGGGAGUCGCUUGGUAAGAAGUGUGCCUGCUGGUUUUAAAUAGAAAAGAAAAUGGAUUUAGUGGUGGAAUGUUCUUUUCCUUUAGGAAAUACUGAGUUGUAGUGGUGUGUUCACGUAUCGCACGCUGGCAGUGCAGCCCUGGGCUGUUGGGGUUACAGGUAACUGCUUAGAAAGCAAAUGGGAUGAAAUUGAAGCUGCUAUAAGGGAAAAAAAAAAAAAGGCAUGUGGCUGCUCCAAAGGUAUGCUGGUGGUCAGCGCUGGAGCUGGAAUUCAAUCUUGUUCCAUGGGUGUUAAUUUUGGACUUGUUGCUCUAUUUCUGUCUGCACAGUGCUUGGAGCCAUGUGAUAAUCUCUCAGAUAAAAGUAAUGCACAGACAGGUGUUCACCGAGCUCAGAUACGUACAGUAACUGCAUGCUGCCUCUGUCACAAUGGCGUGAUGGACAGCAAAGUGCUUUCCUGUGCUGUUCUUCUGCCUGCUGUCUGAUGGGAGUCUACGGAUUGCUAUGUUAGUCCAGAAAAAUACACAUGGAAGUAUUUUGGAAGGCUUUUAUUCAUGUGUGUUGUAUUGUUAGUGAUCAAUACCUUCAUUCCUGCACGUAAAAAUGGUUUGCCACUGCUGAUCUCCAGUCACUUCCCCUCUGCAGCCAACAGCUGAGCGUCCUGCAUAGAGCAGAGCUGCUGCAGUGAGCCUUGCCUUAGUCAGUGACAUCUUCCUUAUGGACAUGGAAUUGGUCUUUUUAAAAGAAAAAUACUCUGCUGCUUUUUGGCUUUAUUUUUCUUGUCUGUGUGAACAUUGAAGACUGCUGUGUUCUCUUUAAUUGUCUUUGAGUUAAAACAUCCUAACUCUUGGAGCCUGUUACCACUUGUAAAAGUACAAGUCAUGUCAUUACUGCUGUUGCACAGUGGACUUCAAUUUAUUCCAAGUAUUUAAUGCAUUUUUUCAACAUGAUAUUGAAUUAGAUGCAAAAGUACAGGAUUGUUAACAUCUUGGGAGCCAAUACUUGUUAUCAGCCUUGUUCUGUUUUGCUUUUUGCCUCAUUUUUCAGAACUGGAAGGCAUUUUUUUCCAGGUGUGUGUGUGUAUAUAUGUGUGUAGGCAAACUACUGGGGUCAUGCAAAGUGAUGCAGAUCUUGGAAUAACAAUAUUUUGUCUAAAUUCUUUGUACAUAAAGUCUUAGUAUGAAUACAGGUACUGUUGAAGACUUGCUUUUGAGGUCCUUGUACUGCUGAAUUCCAAGAGGCAACCCCAUUGUAACCUAUAUGUAUAGCUUUAAAACAUGACUUGCUGGAUGCGUAUUAGAGCUGUAUAAACAACUAAUAAACAUUAUUGUUUGUAUUAA